Messenger RNA from Dioscorea cayenensis subsp. rotundata (Guinea yam), 2809 nucleotides. Its product is annotated as spermatogenesis-associated protein 20. Bases 42 to 2477 code for a protein of 811 amino acids. The record is from RefSeq and is a predicted model, not a curated record. The transcript is spliced from 15 exons. Gene Ontology annotation, cellular component: chloroplast. NCBI's taxonomy places the organism in Eukaryota, Viridiplantae, Streptophyta, Magnoliopsida, Dioscoreales, Dioscoreaceae. Gene Ontology annotation, biological process: carbohydrate metabolic process.
GACCGCUCUUCAGAAAGGGGGGCACGAUUCUCAAAGUCCAAAUGGCACUCGUUCGUAGCACCGCUCCACCGCUCUUCUCCACCUCCGCCGCCUUCUUCUUCUUCCUCUCCUCCAAUCCAGCUCGAAGAAUCCGACUCUCUAGGGUUUCUCUUCUCUUCUCCUUCCCUCGACGCCCCAUCCACGCCCAUAGAAUCCUCGCCAUGGCUGAAACCAGCUCCCCGACGCAUCGCCACACCAACCGUCUCGCCUCCGAGCACAGCCCCUAUCUCCUCCAGCACGCUCACAACCCGGUUGAUUGGUAUCCAUGGGGAGAAGAGGCUUUUGAAAAGGCUCGCCGAGGAAAUAUUCCCAUUUUUUUAUCAAUUGGAUACAGCACAUGCCACUGGUGUCAUGUUAUGGAGGUUGAAUCAUUUGAGAAUGAAGAGGUUGCGAGAAUGUUAAAUGACUGGUUUGUUAGUAUCAAGGUUGAUCGUGAGGAGCGACCUGAUGUUGACAAGGUAUAUAUGACAUAUGUCCAAGCACUGUAUGGUGGUGGUGGCUGGCCUCUGAGUGUUUUCCUUUCUCCUAGUCUUAAGCCCUUAAUGGGGGGAACAUACUUCCCCCCUGAUGAUAAGUAUGGGCGGCCAGGUUUCAAAACAGUCCUCAGAAAAGUGAAGGAAGCUUGGGAAAAUAAAAGUGAGAUGCUUGAGAAGGGGGCAACACUUGCUAUUGAGCAACUUUCAGAAGCAUUAUCUACAACUGCCAACUCUCGUAAAUUAUCGGAUGAUCUAUCUGAAAAUUCAACCGAACGUUGUGCUGAACAGCUAGCAAGUGGCUAUGAUCCCAAGUUUGGUGGUUUUGGUUCUGCUCCAAAGUUCCCUAGGCCCGUUGAAGCAAACCUCAUGCUCUAUGAAUCAAAGAAACUGAUGGAAAAUGGGAAGGUAGCUGAAGCUAAUACAUACCUAAAGAUGGUUUGUCAUAGCUUGCAAUGCAUGGCUAGGGGUGGGGUCCAUGAUCAUAUUGGAGGUGGCUUUCAUAGAUAUAGUGUAGAUGAGUGUUGGCAUGUUCCUCAUUUUGAAAAGAUGUUGUAUGAUCAGGGACAACUUGCCAAUGUUUACUUGGAUACUUUUUUAAUCACACAAGACAAUUUUUAUGCUUCUGUGGCUCGGGAUAUUCUUGAUUAUCUGAGAAGAGAUAUGGUCGGGAAGGAAGGUGAAAUUUAUUCUGCUGAAGAUGCUGAUAGUGCAGAGUAUGAGGGUGCUUCAAGAAAGAAAGAAGGUGCAUUCUACAUUUGGACUAGCAAAGAGGUUGAGGAUAUUCUUGGAGACUCUGCCAGUUUAUUUAAGAGCCAUUAUUAUAUUAAGUCGUCCGGAAAUUGUGACCUUUCGAGAAUGAGCGACCCUCAUAAUGAAUUUAAAGGACAAAAUGUGCUUAUAGAAAAGAAAGAGGUUCCUUCAAUGGCAGUGAAGUCUGGAUUGUCAGUUGAUGAAUAUUCUCAUGUUCUAGGAUCAUGUCGACAAAGAUUAUUUGAUGUGCGGUCAAAGCGACCUAGACCGCAUUUGGAUGAUAAGGUAAUAGUUUCAUGGAAUGGACUAGCAAUUUCUGCUUUUGCAAGAGCGUCAAAAAUUCUCAAGGCAGAAGCAAAAGAAUCAAAGUUAUAUUUCCCUGUUGUGGGGUGUGAUCCUAGCGAUUACCUGGAUGUUGCAGAGAAGGCAGCAUCUUUCAUCAAGAGUAAACUUUAUGAUACCCACACCCAUAGGUUGCAGCAUAGUUUCCGAAAUGGGCCAUCAACUGCACCUGGUUUUUUGGAUGAUCAUGCGUUUUUAAUAUCUGGUCUCUUAGAUCUUUAUGAAUAUGGUGGCAAGACAGAAUGGCUUUCCUGGGCCAUUGAACUGCAAGCUGCCCAGGAUGAAUUGUUUCUUGACAAAGAAGGGGGAGGCUACUUCAACACCCCUGGGGAAGACCCUUCUGUUCUACUCCGGGUGAAAGAGGAUUAUGAUGGCGCGGAGCCAUCAGGAAACUCAGUUUCGGCAAUUAACCUUAUUAGAUUGUCGUCUUUGGUUUCUAGUGAAAGAUCAGACAACUAUAAACGUACUGCAGAGCAUCUUUUGGCUGUAUUUGAGAAAAGGCUGAAGGAACAGAUCAUUGCGGUUCCACUGAUGUGUUGCGCGGCAGAUAUGCUCUCUGAACCAUGCAGGAAGCAGGUGGUUUUGGCCGGGGACAAAUCUUCUUCAGAGUUCGAUGCCAUGGUUGCUGCUGUCCAUGCAUUUUAUGAUCCUAACAGAAUGGUCAUUUUGAUAGACCCCAGCGACAAAGAUGAGAUGGAAUUCUGGGAUAAUAACAAUGCGAAUCUCGGCUUAAUAGCAAAGAACAGCUCAAAAGAUAAGAAAGCCACAGCUCACGUGUGCCAAGACUUCAUUUGCAGCGCGCCGGUGACCGAUCUUGAUGCUCUCCGUUUGUUACUUAGCAAGAAAACCGGCUCUACGUCAUCCUCUUGAGUUCUUCAUCCAGGUUUGUGUAUAGUAAAUUUAAUGUACAUUCAAAGAGGCCUAUAUCUGUUUAUUUUCUCAAAACACUUGUUCGAUGUCUUAUAAAAAAUAAAUUAAAGCCGACGAUCGCGGCAUUAUAUAAAGAUCAUUACUCUAUAGGCACUGAAUCUUUCCGGAAAUUGUUCAUCACAAGUAAUCUUUAGAAUGAACUGCUGAGGAAUGGUUUGCAAUUGGUUUGGUUUUUGAAUAUGUGGUACCUAAUUUGUUGUAGUGUUGGUUGGUGUUGUGUUUGAUUCCAAGUUUCCGUGUACCAAUAAUUAAUAAGAGUGUUGGUUGGUUUA